CUGUGUGCCGGGCAGCAGAUGGAGAUCGACGGCAGCUUCCAGCUCCAGGACAUCGUCGACGCCAUCUCCCAGCACGACGAGCUGCUGAAGCUGGACCUCUCCGUCACCGUCGCGGACCCCCUCCAACAGGACUGCCCGCUGAUCGCGUGCAGCAACGGGUUCACGGAGCUCACCGGCUACGCCGUUGGCGAGAUCGUGGGGCGCAACUGCCGCUUUCUCCUCGACGGCGUGCCGGACCAGUUCAUCGACCACGACACGCGGCUCAGGUGCCGCCACUACGUGUCCACCACCAAGGGCUAUCCUGGUGAUCCGACCCCCGACGAGACUAUCACAGAGUACCUGAAGGCGCAGCCCUGGAUGACCACGCGGCCGGGCGAGGUCAUCUGCGUGCAGACCAACGCCACGAAGACUGGCGAGCUUUUCAAGAACAUGUUCUACAUGAAGCAGGUUGAGCUCAACGAGCGGCCUUUCAUCCUGGGCCUGCAGGCCAAGCUGCCGGAAGCGUGGCAGGACACCGUGGACCAGGCGCGGCUGACCGCCUUCUGCCACCAGGCGUUCGUGCGCCUCGGCAGCAACAUGCGCGCCGUCGAGGAGGUCCUCAGCCGCCACUUCUGGUACUCGGCCUCGGCUCGCCGGCAGGACGCCCCGAAGACCCUGAUGCCCAGCUUCGCUCUGCAGGCUGGAGUGGGGCUGGCGGUCCUGCGCGGGGCCGCCAUCGCCAGGGACCUCGCCGCCAAGGAGGGCGACUUCGGCGACGCCAGCGCCAAGUGGAGCCGCCGUCAGGUGUCGGACACGUCCACCGCGACGACGAACGGCAUCGACGACGCCGACGUGGACGAGAGCUCCUGGGCCCGCAACACCACGCAGAGCAGCGUGGGCUCCGGGCGGCAGCCGCGCGUGGCCCCCGCGGCCCUCCACGAGGGCUUCGACGCGGCGAGCGUGCAGCCCUGGUCGGCGGACCUCUUCGAGACGCUGGGGAAGAUAGAGGAUGCGAACCGCAACCAUGGCAGCGUGUGCCUCAUGAAGACCAUACCCGAGGGGCGUCUCGUGGCCGUGAAGCGCAUGCCCAACGCCUGGAUCCAGGACUCGCACCGGGGCUUCGAGGAGUGGCACCCGCACGAGACGGAGCAGCCGUGGAGUGACAUCGGCUGCAACUGUUUCCUCAACAGCGUCGGCUACCCCUACUGCAUGCAGUUUCUUGGAGUCUUCCGCGACUCGCAGACGACGAGCGUCGUCACGGAGUUCGCCAACGGGGGCGACCUCUUCCAGUGGGCCGCCGAGCUGAAGGAGCAGCCCGGUCCCGAGCGCGAGGCACGCGUCAAGCCCUUGGUCAGACAGAUCAUGCACGGCGUCCAGUGCUUGCACAACAUGUCCAUCGUCCAUGGCGACCUCUCCAUGGAGAACGUGCUUCUCAGCUCGCGCGAGGAUUCUGGCUCUACGCGGGCCCGGCUCAUCGACUUCGGGGCUGCGACCACUGAGCGCUUCGUGUCAAAGCGCGCCACGGGCAAGCCGAGCUACCAGGCUCCAGAGAUGUUCGGCGACGAGUGUAUUCGGGACGGCUUUCUUUCCGAUGCCUUCUCCGUGGGCGUCGUGCUGUACGCUAUGUGCUUGAUGGAUUACCCUUGGCUCUCGACAUCGGGGGCCGACAAGUGCUUCGAAUACGUGAAAGCAAAGGGCUUAGCGGCGUUCUUGAAAAAACGGAAGCUCCUCACAAGUAAGCAAUCAAUGAGCGAGGUCAUAUCUCCCGAAUUGAGGGUCUUGCUUGUGGGCCUCUUGGAGUUUGAUCCGUCCAAGCGUCUGACACUUGGCGAGGAUGCAUUCGGCUCCGACCGUCGCUCUGUCUGGGAUGAACGCUGGAUGCAGUGAGAGCACACUGCUUCCUCGCAUGCGCGCAAGUAAGCACCAAGUGUAAAGUACGUGCCCUGGCAAGCGCAGUAUUUUAACCGCAGGCUACCAGUCAUCUUCAUGACUCAAGCCAGACUUUCGUGCCAGUCUAUCUAUGCGCAUGGCGCGCGGUAACGAAGCGGAGGCGUUUAGCCCCUACCGCACGUGUGCAAAGCAUGCGUUUUUUUGCUGGUGUUUCGUGCGCGGAGUUAGGUCUUUGAAGGACUUUUGAAGCCAAGGACUGAGAACAGCGCAAGCGAACUUGGACCAUACCAGACACAUCGAUGCUUGUCUGACCUCGCGGAGCCGUGCCUUUUUGGCGCCGUGCUGUUUGCAGCCAAUUGCUGAGAGCAGCACGGUUGAUCUGAACUAGGCAGCGGUGUCCAGUGCUUCAUGCACAUGCUCAUGUCCACUGGAGACCGUCGAUGCCCAUAGAUGCAUGAGGAGAUGGACGCUCAGCGUUGCACCGCAGGUUUCAUUGUUGGCGCUUUACUUCGCACUGCUCGCACAUGACUUGUAGGGGAAGCUCGCUGUUCGCAUGGCCCGUAAUCGCUGGUCUGCUUGGACGUCUGUCCGAGUAUGUCGGGCGGUGUGGAGCGAGUUGCCGAGGUGUGGCGAGCCUCUCCGCUCUUGUCGGUGCCCCGUAUUAACACGAUGAUCACAGGGUGGAUGGGGUAUGUAUUCGGUAGCAACUCAUGACGCUGGAUGAGCAGGGAGGGAGGACUGGAGGAGGACCCUGAUUGCCUCAGGGCCCGGAGCGCUGCCCCGCCUCCCCCUGCCUCUGCCGCCGCGGCGCGACCCUCCCGCUUGCUGUCAGUCGACGCGGGCUAGACACAGAGUUGCUGUGUCUUGAUUUGGUACACGGUGUCGGGCGUCUGAGCUGUUUCGGCUUCCCAGCGAGGAAAUGCCUUGUCGACAGCUCGAUCCUGGUUUCACACGACGCCGUGACCGCGAUUUUCCGCUUCAGUAAGCAAUGGGUUCCUCGUUUCCAGCGCCGCUGCCGAGUCGUGGCUUCAGUCGAAGAACAA
This is a messenger RNA of Prorocentrum cordatum, 2912 nucleotides long. The record is from the annotation of a GenBank genome assembly. NCBI's taxonomy places the organism in Eukaryota, Dinophyceae, Prorocentrales, Prorocentraceae.